AUGAACCGAGUACCACGACUACGUUCGUUAAAUUUAUUUUUGUUUGGUUUUUUUUAUCAAACUCUUAUGAAGAUAUUGUUGUAUUUAUUAAGACGGUGUGUUGGCAGGUGAUGGAAAAAAGAACUCGGUGCCGGAAGCCGGUGGAAAAUCUACCGGAAAACAGUUGUCGGCGGCUAUACCGAGCCCUUCCACCUCACAGACACCGGUAACGGCUCAUCAAUAUCCGCGACCACAACCGUCUCCCCAGCGGAACUUGACGAAAAACAUGACUACUACCUCCAUCGUCAUGACCGGGACAGCGACUGCCGUGGAAGUGUCAAAUGUGACGCAGAGCAGCGUCCUGGACGACGCGCACUUGCAGCGGACACUGCUCAAACCCAAGUUUCUCACCGAGAACUCGUCGACCGUGGUCGCUCAAACUGGAGCUUCUAGCCAGAUAUCCUGUCUCGUGUCCAACUUGGGAGAAUGCGUAGUAAGUUAA
Cinara cedri is the source of this 481-nucleotide messenger RNA. The record is from the annotation of a GenBank genome assembly. Lineage: Eukaryota; Metazoa; Arthropoda; Insecta; Hemiptera; Aphididae.